AUGCUUCAAUCUCCCGAGAGUCUCCCAGAAGCCUGCGGCCCCAGCUCCAACGAGGCCGAACGAAUCCGUCAAAAGUACGCCGAGGAGAGGUCGAAACGUCUACGGUCCGACGGCGUUGAUCAAUACGUCAGCCUCAACUCCAUCGAUGACCUGCAUUUGAAAGGGUUCUUGGAUGAUCCAUGGGAUCAGGGCGCUGAAUCGCCAAUCCGCCUCCAAGCCGGCGCUCGAUAUAGGGUGGCCAUCAUGGGCGCUGGGUAUGGAGGGCUACUAUACGCCGCUCGGUUGCUCGACUCGGACGCCGGCUUGAAGCCCCAUGACAUAGUCAUCAUUGACACUGCGGCCGGAUUUGGAGGAACUUGGUACUGGAACCGCUACCCUGGCCUCAUGUGCGAUACCGAGAGCUACAUCUACAUGCCACUGCUGGAAGAGACUGGCUAUAUGCCCAAACACAAGUACUCGUACGGGGAAGAGUUGCGAGAUCAUGCAGACAGAAUCGCCAAGCAGUGGAAAAUCGAUGACCGAGCCAUGUUUAGGACCGAGCUGCAUCAAUGCACCUGGAACGAUGACGGUUCCGAAUGGACUGUCGACUUGACGCAGCGGUCGCCUUCAGCAGAUGGCGUGUCCACGAGCGGAACCAUCCAUGCAGAUUUCGUGAUACUAUCCCCGGGCCUGCUCAAUAGACCCAAGCUGCCUCUACUACCCGGCCUAGGGAGCUUCAAGGGACCGAACUUCCUCACAGCUAGGUGGAACUACGCGGCAACGGGAGGUAGCCCAUCGUCUCAGAACCUCGACCAGCUACGGGGCAAGAAAGUCGGCAUCAUAGGGACUGGAGCCACUGCGGUGCAGAUAGUGCCAGCGCUGGCGAAAUGGUGCGACCAACUUUACGUGUUUCAGAGAACGCCGGCGUCGGUAGACGUGCGCAACCAGCGACAGACGGAGGGGGACGAGUGGACGCACAACAUACAGGCUGGUCCAGGCUGGCAAAAGGCCCGAUGGCGCAACUUUCUGUCGUUUGGGGCCAACGUCCAGCCCAGCGAACCGGUCGACAUGGUAUCGGACGGAUGGACCAGCUUCCCAUCCUACAGCGUCCUCACCGGAGGUCCCGCGGCAACGAACGUGGCCAUGGACACGGCAGCCGAGUACAUUUCCGAGAUGAAUCAGCUGGAUCUCAUUCGGUCUAACAAGAUCCGCGAGCGGGUAAGCGCCGUCGUCACGGACAAGAACACGGCCGCAAACCUCAAAGCCUGGUACACCGGCUGGUGUAAACGGCCCACAUUCCACGACGAUUAUCUGGAGGCGUUCAACAGGCCCAACGUGCAUCUCAUCGAUACGGACGGCCGGGGUGUAGACCGGAUAGUCGAGACGGGAAUCGUAGCUAACGGCAAGACCCACGAUUUGGACCUCGUCAUCUUCUCUACUGGUUUCGAGGCUGGCACGUUCGGCAGCCCGGCGCGUCGCUCCGGAGCGCAGGUCUUUGGUCGUGGAGGCAAGUCCAUGGAUGCAAAAUGGGCGGACCCAAGGGCUGAGGACGGCCAGAUAUCUCUGACGUUGCAUGGGAUGUGCGCCAGGGGCUUCCCCAACAUGUUCUUCACCAGCAGCGACCAGGCUGGCAUCGCUUCUGUCUUCACGCCCACCUUGGACGCCUUCUCCAAGCACGCGGCCUUUAUAGUAUCCUCGAGCCUAAAGAGGCUAGAGAAGAUGAGAAGCGAGGAUGAUCCAGCGAUUGAGCACGCAGUAGUCGUGGAGCCCACUUCCGAGGCCGAAGCUGCUUGGGCCAACCGUGUCCUUUCUGGCGCUGCUUCUCUGGCGCCCAUGGGCGGUUGCACUCCUUCUUACUUCAACGCGGAGGCAAAAAUGGACAGCAUGCCAAUGCACGAACAGAUCAAAGCUGCGGCAACAACGCGAUGGCCGGCAGGACUCAAUGACUUUGUGCACGUAUUGGAGAGCCUGUGGAGCGCCAACGACGACAGCGACUUUGACAUAAACGUUGUUCAGAACAGGAGACUUCGUUAG
Messenger RNA from Penicillium samsonianum, 2013 nucleotides. RefSeq names its product flavin-containing monooxygenase. The record is from RefSeq and is a predicted model, not a curated record. NCBI's taxonomy places the organism in Eukaryota, Fungi, Ascomycota, Eurotiomycetes, Eurotiales, Aspergillaceae. The transcript has a single exon. Bases 1 to 2013 code for a protein of 670 amino acids.